Lates calcarifer (barramundi perch) is the source of this 2535-nucleotide messenger RNA. Its product is annotated as protein transport protein Sec61 subunit alpha-like 1. The transcript is spliced from 12 exons. Bases 130 to 1560 code for a protein of 476 amino acids. Gene Ontology annotation, biological process: post-translational protein targeting to membrane, translocation; SRP-dependent cotranslational protein targeting to membrane, translocation. The record is from RefSeq and is a predicted model, not a curated record. Gene Ontology annotation, cellular component: membrane; Sec61 translocon complex. NCBI's taxonomy places the organism in Eukaryota, Metazoa, Chordata, Actinopteri, Centropomidae. Gene Ontology annotation, molecular function: transmembrane protein transporter activity; ribosome binding; signal sequence receptor activity.
UCGUGUCUGUAGUGGUGACGUGUCUCUAAAGUUUCUCCUCCUCCUCUCCUCCCGGUGGUGGUUCAGUAGUGAGACUGACUGGUCAGAUUUACACAGUAAAGGAGCACAUAGGUGGACUGUUGGGACAUCAUGGGCAUCAAAUUCUUGGAGGUGAUAAAACCAUUCUGUGCAGUGCUGCCAGAGAUCCAAAAACCCGAGAGAAAGAUCCAGUUCAGAGAAAAAGUAUUAUGGACUGCCAUCACUCUCUUCAUUUUCCUGGUGUGCUGCCAGAUCCCUCUCUUUGGCAUCAUGUCCUCAGACUCUGCAGAUCCAUUCUACUGGAUGAGAGUGAUUCUGGCCUCAAACAGAGGUACGCUGAUGGAGCUCGGUAUCUCACCAAUUGUCACCUCAGGCCUGAUAAUGCAGCUGCUGGCUGGAGCUAAGAUCAUUGAAGUUGGAGACACACCAAAGGACAGAGCACUCUUCAAUGGAGCUCAGAAAUUGUUUGGAAUGAUCAUCACCAUUGGCCAGGCCAUCGUAUAUGUGAUGACCGGCAUGUAUGGAGAUCCCUCAGAGAUGGGUGCUGGAAUCUGUUUGCUCAUCAUCAUUCAGCUGUUUGUAGCUGGACUGAUUGUGCUGCUGCUGGAUGAGUUGCUCCAAAAGGGCUAUGGUCUCGGUUCAGGGAUCUCACUGUUCAUUGCUACCAACAUCUGCGAGACGAUUGUGUGGAAGGCCUUCAGCCCCACAACUGUGAACACUGGAAGAGGUACUGAGUUUGAGGGAGCGAUCAUUGCUCUUUUCCAUCUGCUGGCGACUCGGACAGACAAAGUGCGUGCACUGAGAGAGGCCUUCUACAGACAGAACCUGCCCAACCUCAUGAACCUCAUCGCCACAGUGUUUGUCUUUGCUGUAGUGAUAUACUUUCAGGGAUUCAGGGUGGAUCUGCCUAUCAAGUCAGCUCGCUACCGUGGCCAGUACAACACCUACCCAAUCAAGCUCUUCUACACCUCCAACAUUCCCAUCAUCCUGCAGUCCGCCUUGGUCUCCAACUUGUACGUUAUCUCCCAGAUGCUCUCCACACGCUUCAGUGGCAAUUUCCUGGUUAAUCUGCUUGGAACUUGGUCUGACACAUCGUCAGGUGGUCCAGCUCGUGCCUACCCCGUUGGUGGACUCUGUUACUACCUCUCCCCCCCUGAGUCAUUUGGAUCUGUUCUAGAGGACCCAGUCCACGCACUCAUCUACAUCGUCUUCAUGCUCGGAUCAUGUGCCUUUUUCUCCAAAACUUGGAUUGAAGUCUCUGGCUCCUCUGCCAAAGAUGUGGCCAAACAGCUGAAGGAGCAGCAGAUGGUGAUGAGGGGACACAGAGAGACCUCAAUGGUCCAUGAACUGAACAGGUACAUUCCCACUGCUGCUGCCUUUGGUGGACUGUGUAUUGGUGGUUUAUCAGUGAUGGCAGACUUCCUCGGAGCCAUUGGCUCUGGUACUGGUAUCCUGCUGGCCGUCACCAUCAUCUACCAGUACUUUGAGAUCUUUGUGAAAGAACAGAGUGAAGUAGGCAGCAUGGGGGCCCUGCUCUUCUAGAAAAGCCAAUAUCCUCCCACCUUGUACCAACUUUUAUUAGGAUCACCAACCUUACAUUUAUUUUACAUCCAUGUGAAGCCCCCUGCAUCAUCAGCUCUCCAGUUUCAGGAUGUUUGAGGAACCUCUUCAGGAAACUCAGCUGAAAUGGGACAUUGUGAGGUUGUACGACUACACAGCAUGUUGCUUCCUCCACAUAUCUUCCAAAGUAACACAAAGACAGACAUUUCAGUUGUACCUACAAUUUUCCAACCGAACUCAAGGUCAAAGCUCCCUAAGUUUCAUUUAAGGGCUUCCUUUAUGAAAUAAAGUCCUGCGGGAGUUUGGUUCUUUUUUCAGACAGGAGAGCGCUUCAGUAUGCAGGCAUACUCGACUCGGAAGGUGGCGGUCAACUGCCUGCAUAGAAGCACUCGACCAUCUGCUUGGUGUUAUCUUAGUUUAUACUUUUACUUUCAGCAUUAUUUUAUUUUUCUGUUAUCCUGCCAAUCAGGUAAAAAGGUGUGGACCAGAAACUGAACUGUCAGACGCUGAGUCAAGUACUGUAUAUUGUCCUGAUUAUGUGACUCUGUCAAAGGUUUUAUUUGAACAGGGUCUUGUAAGAAGAGGAUGUGGAGUUCACAUUGGGGUCCACCUGUCAAAAUAAAUUGUCAUUCAAUGAGCCAUUCAAAAAAAAGGGUUCACGUAGAUUUAAUAUAUGGCAUUCCCAGGGCGCUGCAGUAUUAACUCAUCGUCGAAUUCAUUCUUGUUACCCAUUUCCUUACACUUUUUUGUCUGUUUUUUUAAUUGUCUGCCCAAAGCGUACUUUCACUAAUCAGUUUUUCAGACCCAACAAAUUAUGAUUUCUGUACAUAGGCCAUGCAUUGAAUAACUUUGAGUUUGUCUUAAGUGUAAGAUAAAGUCUUUUGAAUAUGUAAAAAAAAAAAAAACAUUUCAGAACAAACUUAUAUAAAAAAAACUUUUGUGGAAAAGAAACUUUAA